UUCUUGCCUUUUUUUUUAGCGAGUUGGCCGCCUGGCCUCUUGGUUCGGGCUUCCAGCCGACCUAACGGCGAUUUUCUGCUUAUCGUGGGUAGCUAAAGGAUUGUUUUCAGUGCUUGGCUUCAGGUUAUUGCUUGGUAUUACGAGGGAGGGAUGGUGCUAAACUGCGGGCUGCUGAUUCUCACUUUGGUCAUGAACAGAUAUUUUUGAUGAGGUCAGUCUGGGGGAAACGGCCUGUUUUGAAUUGCCAUCUGAAAACGGGCUUCCUGCUCUUGUUCUGUUAGCUCUUUGGCUUUAUUCCUGCAGCUGGGUUUGUGCUGGAAGAGUCCAAGUCUAUGGGGACACUCUAGUCUUAGCCAAAAGGCUGGACAGCAGGGUUGGGCAUUUGUGCCCUAUUUAGUACAGGAGGAGCCGAUACCAUCGUUCUUUUCAUUGUUCUACUUGGAUAAGUGUCCUCUCUAACCGUUUUUACACAUAUUUGAAAAUUUUCUCCAAACUGUAUUUGUCACAGUUCUGUCGGAUGCAGUCAUAUGACCUCAGAAGGAUGUGAUCUUCAUGGUGAGCUGGUGGGAGGAUUGAGUUGUAAAUCACCCCAAUGGAUGCGGACAGUGAUGUUGCAUUGGACAUUUUAAUCACAAAUGUAGUGUGUGUUUUUAGAACAAGAUGUCAUUUAAACUUGAGGAAGAUUGCAUUAGAGGGAGCAAAUGUGAUAUACAAGCGUGAUGUUGGGAAAGUAUUAAUGAAGCUUAGGAAACCUAGGAUUACGGCCACAAUUUGGUCCUCAGGAAAAGUUAUUUGCACAGGAGCCACAAGUGAAGAAGAAGCUAAAUUUGGUGCCAGACGAUUAGCUCGUAGUCUACAGAAACUAGGUUUUCAGGUAAUUUUCACAGAUUUUAAAGUUGUGAAUGUUUUAGCAGUGUGCAACAUGCCCUUUGAGAUAAGAUUGCCAGAAUUUACGAAGAAUAACAGACCUCAUGCGAGUUACGAACCAGAACUUCAUCCUGCCGUGUGCUACAGAAUAAAAACUCUCAGAGCUACCUUACAAAUUUUUUCAACAGGCAGUAUCACAGUUACAGGGCCAAACGUAAAGGCUGUUGCCAGUGCUGUGGAGCAGAUUUACCCAUUCGUGUUUGAAAGCAGGAAAUAAAUUUUAUUAUUCACCACUUGAUGGUUAGGUUUCCUAACCAAGCACCUUUAAAGACUGCUGCACAUUGGACUAAAAGCAAAAAGGAAAACUGGACCAACUAUAGCAGAGGAAUACAGACUCUUUUACUUGUUCAUGGCCACAGUAUAAACUCCAGUCCUUUUGGAUUUUACUCUUAACAGUGCUGUAUUGUAAAAACAGAAGUUUACAAGAUAUGAAAUUGCUGCUUUUAAAAAGACAUUCUAUUUAUUUUUGCAGUAAUUUCUGUGUAUUCAUAAGCAAAGCUGUCACGAUGUGCACUACCUUAAAAACAUUUUUUUUUUUUAGUUUGAGCUUGUGUUUUAUUUGUGAAUAGUCUUUUACAUUUUUGUAUGCUGAAUAUUGGGCACCAAAGAAGCUGUAAAAGUUAUCUUUUUCACCUGAUGAAUGUGCACAAAUAAAAGUUUGGAAAA
Molecule: messenger RNA, 1593 nt
Organism: Cygnus olor (mute swan)
Lineage: Eukaryota; Metazoa; Chordata; Aves; Anseriformes; Anatidae
Gene: TBPL1
Product: TATA-box binding protein like 1
Exons: 7
Coding region: 593-1144 (183 amino acids)
Biological process (GO): DNA-templated transcription initiation
Molecular function (GO): DNA binding; general transcription initiation factor activity
Source: RefSeq, a predicted model, not a curated record